Messenger RNA from Passer montanus (Eurasian tree sparrow), 3237 nucleotides. It is a transcript of the gene PLN, whose product is annotated as phospholamban. Gene Ontology annotation, biological process: negative regulation of calcium ion import into sarcoplasmic reticulum; negative regulation of heart rate; negative regulation of ATPase-coupled calcium transmembrane transporter activity. NCBI's taxonomy places the organism in Eukaryota, Metazoa, Chordata, Aves, Passeriformes, Passeridae. The record is from RefSeq and is a predicted model, not a curated record. Bases 383 to 541 code for a protein of 52 amino acids. The transcript is spliced from 3 exons. Gene Ontology annotation, molecular function: ATPase inhibitor activity. Gene Ontology annotation, cellular component: sarcoplasmic reticulum; membrane.
UUUAGAGGAGCCACUGCCCGUGUCAGAAGGCAAAUGGGACCAAUCAACUUGUGAGCUGCUGAGUGACACCGUGAGUCCUGCCUCUGAAACUUUUGUUAUUUUUUCCCCUCAGCCUACUUCAAUUGUUUCCACAACUUGGUCACAGACUCGGAAAAGUUGCCAGAGAUCUACAGGCACGUCCCACAGCCUGCAGCAAGCUCAUCUGUGCUUCACUGUCACAACAGGGGUGGGUGACAGCGCCAUGGAGGAUUAACAACCAAGCUCCGCAAAGGCUGUCUAAAACAAAGAGAAGAUAUUAGGCACUUUGCACUGUUCCUGACCACUGCUCUUCUUUCCUGCACUCCUAAAACCUCUGAUUUGUGCCCUCUGCUUUCUUGUUGCCAUGGAGAAGGUCCAACACAUGACCCGCUCCGCUCUGAGGAGAGCCUCAACUAUUGAGGUCAACCCACAAGCACGCCAAAGGCUCCAAGAGCUCUUUGUGAAUUUCUGCCUGAUUCUAAUUUGCCUCUUGCUGAUCUGUAUCAUCGUGAUGCUUCUCUGAAGUUCCAGCACUUCUCUGCCCUGUCCUCUAGGAAAGUCACCCAGGGGGAAGAGAGACCUACACGUGCAACUCCCAGUGCAAGGAUCCUCAUGUGACAGGGGCUAGCACUUGGACUAGAGUGUGCCAGCCAGUGCUCUGUUAUCUUACUGCCUGCUACAUGUAUUAAAAACACGUUUUCUGUGCAGAACAGUGUUUAGAGCCUGUAGUUACCAAGUUGUGCAUGACUCAAUUUGUCCACCUCAAUCAAGAGAUGUCUUUACUACAUGGGGUAAAGUAUCAGUAGAUCAGAUUAUCUACUCUGAGCAGUAACAGCCAGCAGCUGGUAAAUUCAAAGUUUUAGUCAUAUAAACACCACCAUCACUUUCUGGGGGCCUAAGUAUUUUUAGGUUUCUUUGAAAAUCUUUAAGCCCUUGGAAGGGUUCCAAAACCAUGCCUACCCAAAGAAGAGCUUACAGGUACACAGCUCUCAACACAUCCUGGGAAAGUUUCUGCUCUUGCUUAGUUCAAAGUGCUGCAUCUCUGCAUUAUCAACUGAAGGCAUUCAAAUCGUUUUAGUGUUUUUGAAAGCAAUAUGAGAAUGAACGAAAAAUCUCUUCGAAAUCAGAAAGGAAAAACUAGUUCAUAUGUUUUGCUCCCUAUUUAAGGGAUCUUAUGUACAUGACAUCUGGAAAGAUUUUUCAUUAUGUUUUGCAGAAAAAAAUUGACACUACCAUAACUGAAAUAAAGAAUACUGUUUUCCAUAGUCAUUUGACUGCCAUGACAACUGGCAUAACUUGGAUUCUCAGAGUUCUUAACAUUUGCCUUUAGACAACUUAAUUAAGGCCUGUUCUAAUAUAUGUAGUAAUUUCCUUAGUUUAAAACUAGUAAAGACUUGGAACUUGCCAAUGUCACAUGAGGUGGCUUACACCUGAUGUGGCAAAGAGAAAAGUCUAGAUCACCAUCACUGUUGUGACUGAAGUGCACCAUACAAAUAUAAGCUAAAUCCCCAUCUUCAGCUGCAAAUUCCUGCUAGAGAACAUGCAAACACUUUCCUAAAAUAAAUGACAGAUUAAAAAGUUCAUUGCAAAUAAUUAUGCACAGGAAGGGAAAGCACUGCAGAAAUAUGUUUUCAACAUGUUAACUAUAGACUAUACACAUAAAAGAUGACACUUCUGCUCCAGAAAUUGUGAGUAACAAGACUGAGUAGAAGACUUCCAACCCUACUAACACUAUUACAUGUUGCUGGUAUUAAGCAAAAUUCCCAGAAAUUCCAUACACUUUUCAAAUUUAAAGAAAGCUUAAGAAUCAACAGACAGAGGUCAGACAGACAUCCAUUUUUUAAAGAGAUAUUCUUCUAUUCCAUUCUAUGUAAACAUUCUUACUGAUGAAUACAGAAAAUCGAAACAAGUUUAUCUGAUAUUCUGCCUUUAAGACUUAAUAUUUCAUGAGUAGAAGUGUAGAAGUUGACCAUGAACAGCUAAGCAGGAAGGGAAGAAAUCUUUGAAAAAACUCUGUAUACAAUGGAAUGCAAGCAAAUCCAGUGGUGAAUUUCCUAUCUGGUGAGCAGGUAUGUUGAGACCAGACUCUCAAGUAAGGUUACCCACUAGAGGAAAUUAAGAUAGCUACUUGUGUGAGGAGUAGGGCGAGCACUGCUGAGAUUGGCAACACACCCCCACACUUGCAAGUUAGUAUAUGAGCAUUACUGAUUUGAACUGUCAGUGUAAAUCUCAAUUUCCAUUUCAUGCACUCUGACAACUCUCACAAACACAAGAGAUUUUAGUAAGUGUAUUUUCCUUUUUAAUUCUUCUUACUUUUCUUCUCUUUUCGAAUCUGUAUUUUCGAUGGAUAGAGUUUCUAGCUUUAGUUUGCUUUGGAUGUGUUUCAAGAGACUUCAACUGGAAAUAAACAACAGUUUAACAGUACUGAAAACUUGCUGAAGAAAAAAGUGUUAAGAGUAAAGCAACAGCACUGCAUUCUGAGGACAUGUUUGGGUUAGAGGUUUCACAAUCCAACAGUAUAAAGGAAUCAGAGUAAAGCAUUGCUAAAAAUGUAGCCCAGUAAAAACAAACCCUCCAACUUCCUCUUAUGUACCUGAAAACCCAUAACUUAUUUUAAAACAAUAACCAAACAAGAACAAAACCAAGUUAUCAAUAAACUGGAAGCCUUACUGCUAUUUUACAGCAAUGCAGAUACACUGCAUAUACUGUAUGGUUCAUUUGUGUCUUAGGCUCCUGUUGAUCAAAAAAUCUGUUACUAUCCUCUGUAUCACCAAUUGUCAACUGAACACAGAAAUUUUAUAAAAACCCUUUUGUACAUAAUACAAUCUUCUUUGUAGACUCAUGCAAGCUUAAAAAAUAAUAUCUACAGUAUUUUUAUUUAAUAAAAGGACUGCUUGAAAAAUAUUAACGCAUAAAAUAUAUCAAAUUGUUUAGAAAGAAGCAUCCAUUCUAUUACUUACUUACUGAAGUUAUGUGAAAAGAAGCUAGUCAUCACCCAGCUUUCUAAUUCUCUAUAUCUCUAUUUAUUCUGUUUUGGUUUUCAGGAGUAAUCUUGACUAUUUUGCAAUGUCCUUACACUAUGACCUUACAAAGGUCAUUUACAUGUACCUGAUUUCCACUCAGUAGCUUGUGCUUGUAACUAUUCCUAAUUAAUUUUCUGCAAAUGUAAUCAAAAAGUUUAGCACUUUUACGAGUCAUAAUAAAAAUUGCAAACAUGUA